Messenger RNA from Penicillium macrosclerotiorum, 978 nucleotides. RefSeq names its product PQ-loop repeat-containing protein. The annotation marks the transcript as partial. The record is from RefSeq and is a predicted model, not a curated record. Lineage: Eukaryota; Fungi; Ascomycota; Eurotiomycetes; Eurotiales; Aspergillaceae. The transcript has 7 exons.
AGUCUUGUCUCUCUUGCAGCUUCCGCCAUGUCCGAUGGAAAUGUCACUGUGGCAUCCAACGUGCUCGGCACGAUUGGGACGGUGCUGUGGUGCAUCCAGCUGAUUCCUCAAAUCUGGUACAAUUACCGACGAAAGAAGACGGAUGGGUUUCCGGCGGCGAUGAUGUUCUUAUGGGCGAGCUGCUCGGUCCCGAUGGGCGCGUAUUUGAUUUUACAGGAAGUGAAUAUCCCGUUACAGAUCCAGCCACAGAUUUUCGGGUUUUUCUCUGUGGUCAGCUGGAGCCAGAUUCUUUACUAUAACCACAACUUCAGUCGAUUGAAAGCAUGCCUGGUGUGCUUCAGCGUAGUCCUUCUCUUCGGGGGUAUAGAAGCCCUUCUGAUUCUGACCUUGCGAAUUCCCUAUAAGAAAGGAGUCACCUGGCCAGACCUUGUCGUUGGAGUGGUUGCGGCCAUCCUGUUGAGUGCAGGUCUAUUACCACCGUACUUUGAGCUGUGGAAGCGAGAUGGUCGUGUCAUAGGGUUCAACUGGGUCUUCUUGUCAAUCGACACCCUGGGAGGGUUGUUUUCACUCUUUGCAUUGGGUAUGAUUCCAUCCUGGUCUGUGGCGGUGAAGCCAGACGGAUUCCAACUCACACAUUCCCAGCUGCACAAGGAUCUUUUGAUAUCUUGGGAGGAAUUAUGUAUAUAUUGGUUGUUUCUGAUGUGGUCAAACAACAGGGUUGUUCUUGAGUCGGGUAUCUACGUGAGCCAUAUUAUCUGGCGCAUUCGAUACCGCAAGCUCCGCAAAGAGGCCAAAGCAACUGGGAAGAGCAUUGACGAUCUGUUGGACUUGGAGAGAAAUGACACUGAAGAAACCAAUGACCCCCAAACCAGUGUGCUGGCCAUGCCAGGUGAGAAGACCGAUCCUCUGCAAUCUACCGAACAACCUUCUCGCGAUAUCUCGGAUGUGGAGCGUGGUAUCGCAAGCGAAAAGUUCUAA